Penicillium soppii is the source of this 786-nucleotide messenger RNA. RefSeq lists its product as uncharacterized. Lineage: Eukaryota; Fungi; Ascomycota; Eurotiomycetes; Eurotiales; Aspergillaceae. Bases 1 to 786 code for a protein of 261 amino acids. The record is from RefSeq and is a predicted model, not a curated record. The transcript is spliced from 3 exons.
AUGUCUACAAUCGCCAACCCAAAGUCAGCGGACGCAAACCCCCCCAACCCCAAAUCACCGUCACCAUCACCAUCACCAACAACGCCAACAUCAGCAACGUCACCACCAACAGAGCCACCGACCCAGCCAGGCCUGGCCGCCAACUCUCCACCCCUAUCCAUCAACCCACUCGAGCUCCCAGCUGACGCCAAUGCCGCGACCCAAACCAACCCCGCAGCUGGCUCCGGCCCUGGUGGCGAAUCCGCCCCCGUGACAGCAUCGACUACAUCUCCCAGCGCCGUCGCACAGUCCACACCCACCUCCCCAAUGGAUUCCAAUGAGCCCAAGCCCGUCCCCGAGACAUCAACCGAGCCUUCCGACGAGGGGAAGGAGCUCGACGGCCCAUCGCUGGUGAUCACGCUGCUCUUGACGACUGGCUCGCGCCACCCGUUCACUAUCGAUGGGAAGUAUCUCAAGAAGCGCUCGGUGGCCGUCGAGAACAAUGAUCCUUUUUUGAUGAGCGUGUACACGCUCAAGGAAUUAAUUUGGCGCGAAUGGCGCUCAGAUUGGGAGACUCGUCCUACUUCGCCCAGUGCUAUCCGUCUUAUUUCUUUUGGGAAGUUGUUAGAUGACAAGUCGCCUGUUUCUGACUCUAAAUUUAGUAAGGAACAUCCGAAUGUCGUCCAUAUGACUGUUAAGCCGCAGGAGGUUGUCGACGAAGAAGAUGCAAAGGGCGCAAAGGCGCAAUACAGCCGCGAAGGGGACGCCAGCGAACGCAGUCCCGGCUGUCGCUGUGUGAUUCUAUGA